This is a messenger RNA of Guyanagaster necrorhizus, 1074 nucleotides long. RefSeq lists its product as uncharacterized. Gene Ontology annotation, cellular component: Golgi apparatus. NCBI's taxonomy places the organism in Eukaryota, Fungi, Basidiomycota, Agaricomycetes, Agaricales, Physalacriaceae. The transcript is spliced from 14 exons. The record is from RefSeq and is a predicted model, not a curated record. Bases 21 to 995 code for a protein of 324 amino acids.
AAGCCGUGGUAGUUCUUGUUAUGAUUGCGAUUGUGUUUAGAUUAGUGGAGGACGAAGUCACGUUUACGGGCGGCUACAAGACGUUGCCGUGUUAUCUUGCGCUAUUUGCACUAGCAGAGAUUUUCGAGCUAUUCAUGGCUUUCGACGCUCUACGGAUGAGAAAUGUUAUACAGCUUAUAGGAAUUCUGCUAUUCCACCUCGCCCUUAUCGUGUUCUCAGCACUGCAAGUGCACCAGACCAAGACUGCACUGGUAACACUUUCUGACGCCGAAUGCGCUGUAUCGUUUGAUGAAGUGAACUGUAACGGACCUGGUUCCCUAUGGAAAAGAGUAGAACCGUAUCUCAUCGUCACGCCUUGUGUCAUUGCGGCAUCAUGGUUCUCCAUACUGUUCUGGACGAAACAGCUUUAUGAAGAGUUUGGCUGGGCGAUCUUCCACGUUGUCGGCGCCAAUCCAAAAAUGAAGACUAUGUAUCAGUGGUACCAGAUCAUGAUCUGCUUUCUGAAGUUUGAUUUCUUCUUCUUCACCGGCGUCACCAUGCAGCUUCUUAUUGUCGUCCUGUCUCGAAAUUCUGCCGAGUUUGCGGUUACCAUCACCGCCAUACCCAUAGUCCUGAUCCUUCUUGGUCUAUGUGGCGUUGCAGUUCAGCGUGAGAUAAAAUGGAUCAUGACGAUAUCUCUGGUGAUGAUGUUGGCGGCAGAGAGUUACUUCAUUUACAAGUUAGUACGAUUUUAUGAGCCUGCCUCGCGAGCUCAGUAUGCGACUACAAGGGCGACUUUGACCAUCUUCACUAUUGUCGCGUUUCUUCUGCUAUUCGCGACAUUCGCUGUUGGACUCCGGUGUUUUGCUGAUUUUGAGAAGGGUCUGAUGGAGUCCAAGGUUCACGGUCAGUCUUACACGCCCGUUAAAAACAAUGUUAAGAUGCAAGUUCUCAACGGUAUGGGUGGCCCAUAUGUCGGUGGAUCCGCGCUGGGCCCGAGGAUUUCCAUCGAAUAAGUUUUUUUUUGUUCCCUAAUCAUUACAUUCGCUACGCAGCACCUACGACUUAUCUAUACUUGGCACUAUAACACAUACC